AUGGCUUCCCGUGUUGUCGCUUCCCGCAUGGCCGCCCAGAUGGCCACCAAGGCUGUCCGCCCUGCCAUGCGUGCCCCCAUCGCCGCUUCCAAGCGCACCAUCACUGGCUCUGCUUCUCCUCUCCAGACCCUCAAGCGCCAGCAGGCUACUACGCUCCUCCAGGCCACCACCCGCAACGCUUUCCAGCGCCGCGCUUACUCUUCUGAGAUUGCCAACGCCAUGGUUGAGGUCUCCAAGAACUUGGGUAUGGGUGCCGCCGCCAUCGGUCUUACCGGUGCUGGUAUCGGUAUCGGUCUCGUCUUCGCUGCCCUCCUCAACGGUGUUGCCCGCAACCCCGCCCUCCGUGGCCAGCUCUUCUCCUACGCCAUUCUUGGUUUCGCUUUCGUCGAAGCCAUUGGUCUUUUCGACCUGAUGGUUGCCCUCAUGGCCAAGUUCACCUAA
Molecule: messenger RNA, 441 nt
Organism: [Torrubiella] hemipterigena
Lineage: Eukaryota; Fungi; Ascomycota; Sordariomycetes; Hypocreales; Clavicipitaceae
Source: the annotation of a GenBank genome assembly